This is a messenger RNA of Adineta steineri, 201 nucleotides long. The record is from the annotation of a GenBank genome assembly. Lineage: Eukaryota; Metazoa; Rotifera; Eurotatoria; Adinetida; Adinetidae.
AUGAAUUCAGCAAGUGUUUUACAAUGGUUAAAAUCCUUCGUUCAAGAUGAAAAUAUUAUUAAAUCUUUUGAAGGUCCAAUAUCACCUACACCUUGUAUUAAAAUGUUGGAUGAUAAAUACGAGCUCUAUCUUGAUUACGAGCUUAUUGUACAAACAACAUCUGCUCAAAGAGGCAAUUUCAAUUCUAAUUGGUUUAUAUAA